This is a messenger RNA of Chrysemys picta bellii (western painted turtle), 1249 nucleotides long. Its product is annotated as olfactory receptor 51G2-like. Gene Ontology annotation, cellular component: plasma membrane. Gene Ontology annotation, molecular function: G protein-coupled receptor activity; olfactory receptor activity. The record is from RefSeq and is a predicted model, not a curated record. Gene Ontology annotation, biological process: G protein-coupled receptor signaling pathway. Lineage: Eukaryota; Metazoa; Chordata; Testudines; Emydidae.
GUGGGUGUCAGGAGGAAACUCUCUGGGAGCAGGUUAUCUCAUAGCUGCCUAAUCAGGACUUCUUCCACCUUCCUGUGAAGCAUCUGGACAUUGCCACUGGUUACUGGGGUAGAUAGACUACAAGUCCGAUCCAGUCUGACUAACCAGAACCAUGUAAAUCCAACAGUAUGUUUUUGCGUAUCUACCUUGAGCUUUGGGAGUCUGUAGGUUUGCACUGAGAGCAGAAUGAUUUCUUGCUAAAUACCAUAUAAUCUCCUCUUAUUUUCCUUUUAGGAAAGACAUUUCAGAACUCCUCGUACCUGCCCAGUACAUUAUGUCAGCUGUCAAUGACACAAAAUUAAAAUCUGUAAUAUUCCUUCUCACCGGGCUACCGAGUCAUGGAGACGCACAUCUCUGGAUUUCUGUCCCCUUCUGCUUCAUGUAUGGUAUUUCGAUAGUAGGAAAUUCACUCAUUCUGUUCAUUGUAAAAACAGAUCCAAGCCUCCAUGAGCCCAUGUACAUUUUCCUUUCCAUGUUGGCCGUCAUAGAUCUUGGCAUAUUGAUAUCCACUAUGCCGACGAUACUGGGCAUAUAUUUAUUUAACUCUAGGGAGAUCAGCCUUGAUGCCUGUUUAGCCCAGGUCUUCUUCAUCCACUUGUUUCAGUGCAUUGAAUCCUGUUUGCUGUUGUUGAUGGCCUUUGACCGCUUCAUCGCGAUCCAUAACCCUCUGAGAUAUGCUUCCAUCUUAACCCUGCCGAGAAUAGCCAAGAUGGGACUGCUGGCUGUGCUAAGAGCGAUGGCCAUAAUACUUCCACUUCCCUUUCUCCUGAAACGGUUCCAAUACUGUCGAGCCAAUGUCCUCUCCCAUUCCUACUGCCUGCACCGGGAGGUCAUGAACAUGGCUUGUUCGGAUAUCACAGUCAACAUCAUCUAUGGAUUGUUUACUAAAUUCUUAACAAUGGGGUUGGAUUCACUGCUUAUCUUCCUUUCUUAUGUGAUGAUCCUCAAAACAGUGCUGAGCAUCGCGUCCUACAAGGAGUGCCUGAGGGCCCUGAACACCUGCGUCUCCCACCUCUGUGCCCUUCUGUUCUUCUACACACCAGAUAUCAGCUUGAUUGUGAUACACAGCUUUGGGAAGGACUCUUAUCCCUUACUUCAGAUUCUCCUGGGCUACAUCUCCCUGCUUCUCCCCCCGCUGAUGAACCCAAUUGUGUACAGUGUGAAAAUCAAACACCUUCAGGUGAAGAUAAUCAGGGUAUUUAUCAAGUGA